Molecule: messenger RNA, 2127 nt
Organism: Ipomoea nil (Japanese morning glory)
Lineage: Eukaryota; Viridiplantae; Streptophyta; Magnoliopsida; Solanales; Convolvulaceae
Product: zinc finger BED domain-containing protein RICESLEEPER 2-like
Exons: 3
Coding region: 1-2127 (708 amino acids)
Molecular function (GO): DNA binding; protein dimerization activity
Source: RefSeq, a predicted model, not a curated record
AUGGAAAGUGCCACUCAAAUGAGUCAAUCUGGACUUCCACCCUCAACUGAGGAGGGGCCUGGAGGAGUAACCCAAGGCACUGAGACAAAUGCCCCUCAGCAGCCUGAGGUUAAUCCUGCUGUUCCUGCACAGAAGAGGAAGAAUGUGGAGUCUAGAUCUAAGGUCUGGGAACAUUUUGAAAAGAUCUUUAAUUCUGAAAACAAAGUAAUAAAGAGGAAAUGUAUAUACUGUGCUAAAGUCUAUCACUGUGAGAGUAAAAAGCAUGGUACUACCUCUUUAAGAAAUCAUAUGUUGACCUGUCUAAAAAAUCCACAUUCUAAGGAGACUAGGCAGUCACUUCUUACUUUCACUGCUGUGACAACAUUUGAUACUCAAGGGGGUUCUGAAGGGGUUGUUGGGGAGUUAGGGACUUGGGUUUUCAAUCAGGAAGCCAUUAGGAGGGCAUUAUGUGAGAUGAUAAUUAUUGAUGAGCUUCCAUUUAGGUUUGUGGAGGGGCAAGGGUUUAAAAGGUUUAUUUUGAUUACUUGCCCUAGAUUUUGUAUACCUUCUAGGUGGACAAUUUCAAGGGACAUUUACCAAAUUUACCUUGAUGAAAGAUUAAACCUUAAGAAGCUGUUUAGACUUAACACUCAAAGGGUCAGUUUGACUACUGAUACCUGGACCUCUGUGCAGAGGAUCAAUUAUAUGUGCAUUACAGCCCAUUUCAUAGAUGAUCAGUGGAAGCUGAAUAAGAAAAUCAUAUCCUUUGUCCCUAUUUCUUCUCACAAGGGUGAGCAUAUAGCCAAGGCAUUAGAAAGUUGUUUGAUUGACUGGGGGAUUAUGGAUGUUUUUUCUGUCACUGUAGAUAAUGCUUCUUCCAAUGAUACUGCUAUGAGUUUUUUUAAGUCCAAAUUGUUGUCAUGGGGUGCAACCACUGUUAGGAGUAAGUACAUUCACAUGAGGUGCAUAGCCCACAUUUUAAACUUGGUGGUCCAAGAUGGGUUAAGGUUUGCAGAUAGUUCUGUUAAGAAGGUGAGGGAUUCUGUUAGAUGGAUGAGGAACUCACCUGCAAGACUCAAAAAAUUCGGAGAUCUUGCAGAACUGCUUGGGGUGGAAGCCAAAAGUUCUUUACAACUAGAUGUUCCAACAAGAUGGAACAACACCUACAUGAUGCUUAGCACUGCCAUACAAUACAAGGCUGUGUUUGAUGCAUAUUCAUUGAAUGAGCCCUCAUUUGUUGCUGAUCUGGGUGAUUCUGUCCCUUCUUUUCUGGACUGGACUUCUGUUGAAUGCUUGGUAGUUCUGUUGAAAGGGUUUUAUGAGAUGACAAUUAGAAUCUCUGGUUCUCUAUAUGUCACCUCUAACAGUUUCUUCAGUGAGAUAUCUGAUUUGAGUUGCAUGUUGAGUAGCAUGAUUGUUGCUGGUAGUGCUACAGAGGUUAUGGGAUCCCAAAUGAAAAGUAAAUUUGAAAAGUAUUGGGGAGAUCCUGAAAAAAUGAAUUCCUUGAUCUUCUUUGCAAAUAUCUUGGACCCAAGAGAUAAGUUGGAAUAUAUGCCAUACCAGUUUGAGGAACUGUACGAUAAAGAUAAUGGAAAGAAGUGUUUAGAGAAUGUCCAAGCUGCCAUGGUAGAAUUGUUUGGUGACUAUGCAGCAACCUACUCUGUCAAUGUGCAACAAUCAUCUUCUGAUUCAUCUUCUGGUAGCCAACCAGAUGUGCCUCCUGUCCAGUCUCAUGCCACAAUUGGUAGACCUCAAAAUAUGUUAAAGAACAAACUAAAAAGGCAAAAAAUAGGGGCUAGUGGAAGCUAUAAAGAAACAGAACUUCAAGUCUAUUUAAGUGAAAAAAUUGUGGAGGACACUCCUGACUUUGAUAUCCUUAGGUGGUGGAAGCUAAAUAGUGAGAGGUUUCCUACUCUCUCCAAAAUGGCAAGGGAUAUCCUAGCAGUUCCUAUUUCCACUGUUACCUCAGAAAGUACAUUUAGUACUAGUGGGAGGGUAUUAGAUGCAUUUAGGAGUUCUUUAACUCCUAAAAUUGUCGAGGCCUUAGUAUGUGCACAAGACUGGAUGAGGUUACCAAAUCAACCAUUAAGGUUGAGGAAAAUAUUGAUGAUGUUGAAAAGCUUGAACAAGACUUGGCUACUGGAGUAA